Messenger RNA from Girardinichthys multiradiatus, 4107 nucleotides. Its product is annotated as zinc finger and BTB domain-containing protein 39. NCBI's taxonomy places the organism in Eukaryota, Metazoa, Chordata, Actinopteri, Cyprinodontiformes, Goodeidae. The transcript is spliced from 4 exons. The record is from RefSeq and is a predicted model, not a curated record. Gene Ontology annotation, biological process: regulation of transcription by RNA polymerase II. Bases 168 to 2690 code for a protein of 840 amino acids. Gene Ontology annotation, molecular function: RNA polymerase II cis-regulatory region sequence-specific DNA binding; protein binding; DNA-binding transcription factor activity, RNA polymerase II-specific. Gene Ontology annotation, cellular component: nucleus.
GUCUCAAUGUCAUGCGUCACUAAGAUGCGACUGGUCAUCAAACAGGCUGUAAUUAAUGUGGAGAACCACCAGAGUCUGUUUGAAAACAAGAGAAAACAGGCGAGUUUUCUCAGCUUAGACGCUGUUUUUAAUGGGUGGUGUGUAGGAUAGCAGGAUUUGCGACAGGCAUGAGGAUCCUGCUGAAGGGUCCCAGACACUCUGCCAACCUGCUCGCAGAGCUCAACCGCUGCCGGCAGACCCGUCAGUACUGCGAUGCGUUCUUGCAGAUCGGCAGCCGGACCUUUGCAGCACACCGUGCAGUUCUGGCCUGCGCAGGAGCUUACUUUCACAACCUGUUCAGUCGGUCUCCAGCCACAUCCUCUCCUGUGUUUCCGCUGGAGUUCGUCUCCCCAGGAAACUUUGAGAAGGUGCUGACGUUUGUCUACACGGGGGAGAUUUUGAUUGAUCUCAUCGAUGUGGGGGUGCUGUACGAGCUGGCUGAGAGGCUCGGUGUUGGUGAGCUGGUCAGGGCCUGCCAUGCCACUUUCCCUGACUUGCAGGCUUCUGUGUCUUCAAAAGCAGGCGAAGACGGAGAGCUUCCUCUGGAUUCAGGGAUGGUUGGUGCUGCCUCAACAGUGACAGCCAACUCUGCAGCCUCUGCUUCGUCUGUGUGCUCCCCUGCAGCCUCCUGCUCCUCUCUGUCCUCAUCAGUCGGUCAGUCUGCUGCUCCGACACCUGCUGCAGCUCCCUUACCUCUGUUCCAACCCAAGACAGCCAGGACAGACCGGGAAGUCCAUGAGGGAGUUCUUACUCUGGACUUGAAGGCUGAAGACUUUCAGUCCCACAUUGGCUACGGGCAGAUAGCAGCUGAUCUUCAGCUACAAGCUGCUCCUCUGUUAACAAGCAGCCGCCCUCUGCUCCAGCUGAAAACUGAGCAGAGCCUGGACAACAGAGGGACAGGAGGGAGCUGUGAGGACUGUGUGACACGUUGCCAAAUCCUUUCUGAGAGCACAAAGCGCAGCAAUCCUGCACCUUCCGACUCCUGCUCCCUCCCAGAUUCCUCUGCUCAGCUCGGAGCAGAGGCCUGCGCUCCGACGUCCUCCUCGGGGGAGCCUUUAGACAGCCUGCAGGUGGCACCAGUGGAGGGGGCCAUGAUUAGUAAGAAGAGGGAUGCCGCGCUGAUGUUUGAGGAGGUUGAGACUAGAGAGAGUAAAAAUGAAAUGGAGGACCUGCAGAGUAACGGUGCAGAGGAGGAGGGAACAGAGGAGGAGCAGUGGCGACAGCUGGCAGGAGAGAUCAUCGAGCUGAGUGAUGAUGAGACCUACACGGAGGAGGAAGAUGAUGAUGAUGAUCUGGUGUGUGUGGAGAAUGGAGGUACCAGAGACGAAGGGAAGACAAGCAGCCUGGUGAACACACUGUCGUGUAAAGCCUGCUCAGCGCUGCUCCCUGCAGACCCGGUUGCUGUAAAGAGACACGCUGAGGGCCACCUGACAGAGCUGGGGCUCUGCAGGCUGUGCGGGGGCUCUUUCCCUGACCGGGCUGCCGCUGUUGCCCACUCCCUCUCCCACGUAAGCGUUCAGCUCUUCACCUGUGAAAUGUGUCGCCAGGAGUUCUGCAGCCAGAGCAAACUGCUGCGUCACCAUCACCAGACGGCCUCCACCUACAGCAUACCCCAGGGGGCGCUGCUCAGCAGCAGCCAAGGUCUGAGCUCAGAGCUGAAGUGUGCCGUGUGUACUAAAACCAUCAGCAAGGACUUCCAGACUCUCAGAGACCACCUGCUGAGCCACGUGUGUCUGCAGACCCUGAACUGUGGAGUCUGUCACCUCCCUCAGCUUUCCUUGUGCUCUCUGUUGUGGCACGCCCUCGCCCACCUCUCUUUGCCUGUUUUCACCUGCCCACACUGUGCUCGCUGCUUCGUAGAGCGACCCCUGCUGGACAGGCACAUGACCACUCACGCUGAUGAGGCAGCAGUUAAAGAGAAGGAGCGGUUGGCGCUGGGGGCCCACAAAAUAGUGGGAGGAGAGGAGGAGAUGCAUUGCUUCCUGUGCCCACAGAUGUUUCGCUCCCCCUCUGCCUUUCAGUACCACCUCAGUCUGCACACCACGGAGUCCCUGAGUGAUGGGGGUGGACUCGGGGUGCAUGGUUGUUUAGGCAAGCGUAAAGCUGAGCAGUCUCUGGAGUGUCCUCCAUCUUCCUCUUCCUCAUCUCCACCGGACGUAGGUGGCCUCUCUAAGAUUAACCUGGGUUUGGGUAUGGGGACUGGUUUCAGCAUGCCAGAAAAGUUCUUCCAGGGGCCAGUGCACAGUUUUUCCUCUGGGGGCCUAACCAACGGCAGCUCGGGCCAGGAAGGCGUUGCUGGAGCAUCGAGUGUCCGUGGGAAGUGGUAUCGGUGUCGCUACUGCGGCAAACGCUUCGCCCACUCAGGGGAGUUCACCUACCACCUCCGGAUCCACACUGGGGAGAAACCCUACCAGUGUAAGGUGUGUCUACGGUUCUUCAGGGGCCGCUCCACCAUGAUCUGCCACCUGAAGACGCAUGCCGGCGCCCUCAUGUACCGCUGCACUGUGUGCGGUCUCUACUUCUCCACCCUGAAGCUGGUGUCCUCCCACAUGGAGCUCCACAAGGACCACCUACCACCCAAUUUUAACAUCGAGCAGACCUUCAUGUACAAUGACCACUCCAAAGAGCCGCUGCCGACCGUGGACACCUGAGGGGGCCCCUCACCUGACAGGCCCUCUGGGUCUGGGUUCAUCCUAAACUGCCAUCACUUAUUAUAAAUCACAGCUGCAGCUAAAGACUGCGUUUAUCCAUUCAUCCAUUUUUCCAUCCCUCCGAUUGUUCAUCCUCCAACUAUUUGUCCAUCCAUCUCUGCUUUCACUUAUCUAUCCAUCCAUCCAGUCAUGCAUCCACCAUCCGUUUAUUGCCUCUGUCCAUUGAAACAUGUGUAUGUCCAUCUGUUAGUUUGUUUAUCCACCCGUUAGUUCUUCCAUCCUUCGAUCCAUUUGUCCAUUCAUCCAUUUUUCUAUCCAUGCAUGCAUCAUUUUAACCCUCUGUUUGUCCAGUUAUUCGUCUCAUGCAUUUUUCCAGCAAUCUGUCCAUUCAUCUGUGCAUCUGUUUUUCCACUGAUGCAUUUGGUUGUCCAUCAAAAACAUUUUUCUAUUUAAAGCCUUGUCAUUUUUGCAAACAUCUGCCAUAAAUUCAUAGUAAAGUUUUGUAUUUAAAUAUAUUUUUUCAAAUGGCCUUGGAAUGAGGACUCUGGGAACUUGCAUCUGGAAAAAUAUGGAAUGUUGACCUGAUGAUAAAUUUUAGGAAGGUUUUUGAGAAAUCAAUCAUUCAGACAAUAAAAAAGGACAUCUUUACUUGGAUUUUUGUUGUCCAAAAUACAAACAUUAAAUGUAUUUAACAGUUAUUCGUAAACCACAUGACAGUUACAAAUAAUAAGCUAGAAUCAGAAACACUUUACAUUGUUUGUUUGGAGGAUCCGUUGUUGUUGUUCAUGUAUUCUGUGAUGUUUGUGGAAAAAGUCAAGUUGCACUUUUAAGUCGAGGUUUAACCACCUGGAAUAUCUAAUUUCUCCUGUGCCUGUUUAAACUUGUUUUUAUGUAUGCCAAUAAACCCCUAGCUCUAUGUUAGAUGUAGAUUUUUGAACAGGUGAACAUGUUACCAUGCAGAAGGCCAAUCAGGUUCAACCUGGAGGUUUUGUGUCUGUUUGUGGACUGGAAGCUAAUGUUUUUACCCAAAUCCGGCCUUACUUUGUCAGUGACUGAUAAUUUCACUGUUCUCAGAGUAGCUUCACACUGUAGCAUCCAAAAGGAACGGUUUUCAUAUUUUUGUUAAACACUCUAAAGUUGAAUUUCUUAAAUUUCAAAGUAAACAUGAGAAAAUGCUUUUCUUAUGUAUUUUUCUGACUUUGCAGAAUGAAAGCUGCAAAGUCAGUUUUGCUACUGCCUCUGUUUUGAAUGAUAAACCUGUUCAUACUGUAGGGCUGUCAUGUUUCAGUGCCCAUCAACACAUUUCUGUGGGAGACACGUGUCUUAACUCAUAUGUAUAGUUAUUUAUUGUUUUUAUGCCUUUGUACUUUUCCAUAUCUCUACGUUUAAAAAUGAAUAAAGUUAAUGCUUCUAGGAA